GAACCAAUCUAGAUUUCCUUACCCGGUGUUUGAGAACAUCUUGAGUCGCUUGUCCUAGGACUGGGAUUCUUUUUUUUUUUUUUAAGAUUUUAUUUAUUACUUUAGAGAGAGAGAGACAACAUGAGAGGGGGGAGGGGCAGAGCAGGGAACCUGAUGCAAGACUCCAUCCCAGGACUCCAAGAUCAUGACCUGAGCCAAAGGCAGUCGCUCAACCAACUGAGCCACCCAGGCGCCCCUAGAACUGGGAUUCUUAACCUCAGGCUGUGAGCCUUGGGAUUUAGGAUUCUGCAGAACUGGCUGGGGAAACAUGGACAUCUUUAUUUUCAUCAGCCUCCAGCUGAGCUUCUCUUCAUGGUGACAGGAGCAGCACCCGUGCCUUUGUCUCCGUUUUGGAGCCUGGGCACCUUCCUGGCUGCCCCUCGUUGCAAGGACACCGGGGCCCCUUUGGGCCCCAGGCUGGACGUGGCGUCGGUUACCCGGUUCGGCCGCCUCGGGGCCCUACGCCCGGGGAGUUUCAGUGCAAGGAGCCCCGGGUCCGAGCACACGGCCCGCUCCCCCAGCGUGGCCCCCCAGCCCGCGGGGCCCCGGUGUCCUGACCCCUGUUUAGGACUCAUUAUUAGGCGCUCAGACAAAGUUACGAUGUACCAUGUUUGUUUCUUGUGGUGUCACCACAUCUCAUUAGACCUGGUUUCCUUUUAGUCCUGCACGUUCUGAGGUCAGCUCUGGGCCGGAGAGAAGAGCUGCUCCCUGGCCUAGUGCAGACGGUUCAUGAAGCACUUACUCUGUCGCUGGUCGGGGAGGGUUCCGGCUUCUCGUUCUUUGUGCUCUAGUCUGAAAGGGAGACAGUUCAGACCGUUACCCCAGUGAGCUGGGGGAGCCGGUUCUCCGCCUUGUUUCCAGGCUGACUCAGAGUGCCGUUGGCUCUCAAAGCCAGCUCUAGGUCAGAUGAGGGUUGCUGACCAUCAGUGUCUGCAGGACAAGAAUUGCUUCCCUCUGAAAGCUUGGAUCACGUGGUCUAUGCAAGAGGAACAGGCCUUGGGGACGGUGAGUUGGAAUCCAGGAAGGCCUCUGCGACCCGGUAGUGAGUGUGACCUGAGCUCAGGACCUGCCAACCCGUGGCUGCGGUGGGUCAUGCCCGGCAGUCGCUCGGGGUCUUCACUGCACCCUGGAGCAGGGGUUCUGUUCAGUCUGAACUGCAGGCUCACGGCUGAUCAUCGGGAUUUCAACCUUCCUGUCACUCACCUCCGAUGGUGUGUUGCUGUGUGUUACCUGUUUUUACUGUUCCAUGUGGCAUCAGGUGAACAUCCCCUGCCUGACGUGUUGGUCCUCUUGUGGACAGAUGGCUGGGUUUCUGCUGUGGACAUGCUUAAAUGUGUCUUGUGCACACGGGCAAGGCUUUCUCUAGGGGAAGGUCUCCGGGACACAGUGGUUCAUGGGAUCCUGAGGAAGGUGGCCGGAUGGUGAUUUUCUAAUUUUGCCUCCCUUUUACGUCAGCCUGCUGACUUUGUCCUGUACACAAGGGCGUUCUCUUCCCCGGUUAUUGCCGUGGCUGUUCGGGUUGAUCUUACUCAGUGGGUUCUGAUUGUGUGCUGCCCCUACUCACUCACUCUCACGCUGCCCCUGGGUUCCUCCCGAGGGCGUUGGCACGGGUGCUUCUGUGUCCUGUGACCUGUCCUGCCGGUGUCUGAACACUUGCCCUUCCUCUGGCCCAGCUAAUGCCCGAGCCCUGAAAUUGGCCACUUCUCUGUGGGGGCUGGUUAUUUCCGUGGAGAAUGAGAUUUAGAAAGAAGACCAGGACAGGGUGCUCACUGUGGCUGGGCUGUCACUGCCUCUGGGCCCUCAGUGGCCAGAUGAUGCAGCAGAUGCAGAGAUGCGUGGACUGUGGACAGGCGUGCUAUGUGUGGCUCCGCCUGUCCGUACCCACGGGUGCCGAUGCCCGACUCCUUCGUCAGCCCUAGAAGCUCAGCCCGCCGCACUCUCCUCCACUUUGCGUCCGUGCUGUGUCCGGAGGCACACUGAGGUCUCACUCCCAGUAGCCACAGAAUUGUCACUGCUCAGUCCAGAACCCCUGAGCCAUGAGUGCGUAACAAAGCCCGCCAUCUGAGUUCACUGUCGGGGUUCUGUCUGUGUCUAAUCUGAGCACACGCAUUCUGCAGACCGUUCAGAAGGUACGUGGGUGCGUUUUGUCUCCGCACUUCAGCGCGCUGAUGUGCUUUACUUGAUGCGCGGCCUGGUUCUGUUCGUGUUGCACCUCAGAGGUUUAUGUUUGUUUUUUAAGCAUGUGGGACAUUAAUCUAGUUGCAGAAGCCGUAGCUCUCUGAACAGGGGCGUUCGAGAACUGGGGUCCGUCUCGGUCCCUCUGCGCACGGUCUCCGCCGCCGCCACCCGUCUCCUCCGGCUCGGGCUCGGGCUUCUCCUCCCGCAUCUCUUGUUGCUCCAUGUCAAGAUCGGACUUGCUUGCUUGUCAUCUCUGAAUUUAUUUGUUUUGAGUCCCUCAGAGUGGGGCUCAGACCCAUGACCCCAAGACCGAGAGCCGCAUGCCCCCCGCCAAACCAGCCUGGUACCCAGCUUCUCUCUUUAGAUCGCCGGUCUUCCCUGCUUCUCUGCUGGAACUUCCAUUCUCGUGAUUUUUUCCAUACCCGGUUACUGUCCGUACCCACGGAUUUCAUACUUCUUUGCUGCAUUCCAGAUAAUUUCCUCGGACAUUUUUCUUGAAUGCAGUAACUUUUUUCAGUUCUGUCAUUUCUGUGUGACCCACCAACUGAGUUGUUUCGUAUUCUAGAUUUUUCCGUUUUCAGUUUGAGGAACUUGUAGACUGACAGAGGAAAGCGCCCUACCUGUACGCCGUUCCCUCGGCCCCCUCCCGUCCCCGUCCCGUCCCCCACGGCCUCAGCGAGACCGGGGAAGCGGCCCGGGAGCGGCGCUCCGUCCGGACGUCCCGACAGAACCAGCAGCUCAUCUGCAGGCCGCAGGCCUAAAUGCCGCUGGGGGCCCUUCUCGGGCAUGCGGUCCGAUCUGCGUGCGACCUGCAUUCAGUGGCCGUGUCCCCAUGGUCUCCAGUCCUUGACCUUUGUGCCCUGUGUACUUUGGUGUCUGUCUGACAUGUUCCCUCGACUAGAUUUGUGGUCACGUGUCCGCGGCACGAAAUCCACAGCCGUGCCACGUUCUUCCUAGUCCGUCGGGUCAGGGCAAACAGGACGGCACUCUGUCUGGACUAUUUUCAACUUUGGUCACUGGGUUGGGGUUAGUGUCCGCCAGUGUCUCAGGGUAAAGUCACUCCUCCCUUCCAUGAUGCGUUGGCCCCUGGGAGGGAGCGGUUUGGAUGCAAACACGGCCUUGUUACAGCGAGGCCAUGGGGUGACUCCUCUCAGAACAUUUAUCCCUGAUGGUGUCUUGGGCGUGUCCUGUGGACCUGCAGCCCUUGGGCUCUGUCUGUCCCUCCCUGGAGCCACCAGGCAGGUGCUCCUCCCCCACUGGCCACCCUCUCCAGGUAACCUUUGAUUUUUGACCCGUAUCCAUUGAUCAGCUGCCAAGGCCUUCAAGCCUGAAUUGAGCAAGAUUUUCUCCAGAGCCUAUUGCUUCUGCCACCAGCGGCUGUGGGUGUGGCUGGGCCCACCGGCCUCAGGCACCCCUGGCUGCUUUUUGGGGGGCUUCCUGCCCUGAGUUGGAGCUUCCUGGGAGCCUCUGCACGCGCUCUCUAGGGAGAGCCGAGUCGUGCUCCGCGCACUCUCCAUCCCGCAGACCUCCGGCUGGGAGUCGGCCCGGCCUGUGCUGCCCGCAGUCCUGAGGAGACCAGCAUGUCGGCUUCGGCAAAACCCCUCGCGCCGGCAGAGCCGGCCCCCGGCCCCGAGGACAAGCCCAGGGGGAAGCCGCUCCUUGCCUGGGGCUCCCUCUUGGGCCACCGCAGCGAGAAAAUUGUUUUCACCAGGAGCGAGGGAGCCCCCGAGGAGAAGGUGCUCUCCAUAACCAUCACCGAGACCACCGUCAUCGAGUCCGAGCUGGGCGUCUGGAGCUCCCGGGCUCUGCUCUACCUCACGCUGUGGUUCUUCUUCAGCUUCUGUACCCUCUUCCUCAACAAGUACAUCCUGUCCUUGCUGGAAGGGGAGCCCAGCAUGCUAGCACAAAACCCGGCUUUCUUACCCACCCAAUUUCAUCAUGAUCAUGCUGUUUGUGGGUCUCAUGAGGUUCGCAACAGUGGUUUUGGGUCUGGUCAGCCUGAAGAAUGUGGCGGUUUCGUUUGCGGAGACAGUGAAGAGCUCUGCUCCCGUUUUCACUGUGAUCAUGUCCCGGAUGAUCCUGGGGGAGUACACAGGCUUGCUGGUCAACCUCUCCCUCAUCCCCAUCAUGGGGGGCCUGGCACUGUGCACGGCCACGGAGAUAAGCUUCAACAUCCUGGGGUUUUCAGCCGCGUUGUCCACCAACAUCAUGGACUGAGUUUUGUCCAUUAUUUUUCCACUGGCGUCUUCGAGAGCUCAGACCGAUGUCCGCUCCCUCCCACACAGUCCGUCCCCGGGGCCUGGCCCGCGGCAGUUUGCAAAAUGUUUUUUCAAAAAAGCUCCUCAGUGGGGACAAAUACAGGUUCUCGGCCGCAGAGCUCCAGUUCUACACCAGCGCCGCGGCCGUGGCCAUGCUGGUCCCCGCCUGGGUCUUCUUCAUGCCAGUGGCACCCGCACUGUCCUUUCUGUCUGUGCAGAUCUGACGACCCUAGGUCUCUCAUGUGCCUAACCUCCUCCUCCUCUGGGCUGAGUCAUCGGAGUCCGUUCGUCCGUCCUUCCGUCCGUCCGUCCCCACACGGAUGGAUGCCUAGUCGCUGCCUCAUUUCGGCAUUGGCGGACAGUCCUGCUGUGAACCUGGGCGUGCGCGUAACGAACCCAGACCCCGCUCCCGGUUCCUCGGGCGGGCGCCCAGACGUGGGGUGCCGUGCUCGCAGGAGUUGUCUGUUGAACCUUCUGAGGACUGUCCUGCGGUGGCUACACCAGUUUACUUUCCCGCCAGCAGCGCUCAAGGCCUCCAGCUGCCCCUCCUCCGCUGCGCGUGUCCUUUCCAUUUUCUGUUCUCGGUGGUCACCGUGCGCGCACGUGAGGCGGUCUCCCCUGCCGUCUCCCCCGGUGCUAUGGGUUUGCGUUUCCCGGACGGUCAGUGAUGCUGAGCGCCCUCUCAUGGGCUUCUUGGCCACGCGCGUGCAUGUGCACGUUCAGAAGGUUGGUGGGGCUGUUUGGGUGCCGCGCGAGAAGGCUGUUUGCAGACCACUGCUCGGCCUCAGCUUGUGGGCCCAGGAGACUGGGUACCCGUGACCCCAGGCUUCCCCGAGGUGCUCUGCGAAGGGAAGACAGCAACGGCAGAGCGUUGCUUCUGUUCUGA
This is a messenger RNA of Mustela lutreola (European mink), 5361 nucleotides long. It is a transcript of the gene SLC35E2B, whose product is annotated as solute carrier family 35 member E2B. Gene Ontology annotation, cellular component: Golgi apparatus. The record is from RefSeq and is a predicted model, not a curated record. The transcript is spliced from 10 exons. NCBI's taxonomy places the organism in Eukaryota, Metazoa, Chordata, Mammalia, Carnivora, Mustelidae. Gene Ontology annotation, molecular function: antiporter activity. Bases 3798 to 5294 code for a protein of 498 amino acids.